Molecule: messenger RNA, 918 nt
Organism: Lampris incognitus (smalleye Pacific opah)
Lineage: Eukaryota; Metazoa; Chordata; Actinopteri; Lampriformes; Lampridae
Exons: 9
Coding region: 52-918 (288 amino acids)
Source: RefSeq, a predicted model, not a curated record
AGACCAUCCAGCUACAGUCCAAAUUCAACAUGAGGCGAUUUGCAGGUUCCGAUGAGGACAUUCGGUUUUACACCAGGUCUUGUUAUGUCCUCUGUCAUGGCCAAAAUGGACCAAAAUGGUUUUUCCACAAACCCCCUAAUCAAUGCCACCACUGAAGUAACUCCAGGGUAUACAUUAAAAGGUCUUGUUAUGUCCUCUGUCAUGGCACAAGAGCAGACAAGAGAGGGAGACCAAAAUAGAUUUUCCACCAAACCCCAAAUCAAUGCCACCACUGAAACGAAUCAAACCUAUAAAUUCACAGCUCCAAUGGAUCAAAACCAAUCUGCUCAAAGUAGUAUGUCAACAACAAAUAUUGCCGUGAGUAGCAGCACCAGUCCAUCGGGCCCAUCGCCGACCAUGCCUACCUUAGGUAGCAUCUUCUCAGUCAGAAGUACAGCACCUCGUCUCUUUCCAACCAAAUUACCAAAGACCAAUAAGACAACAGUCGCACCAAGACCCCAAAGUGACGACAGUACUGGCUUUAUCAUCGUGAUUGUGAUCAGCCUGGCCGUUAUUUUGCUUAUAGUAGCCUGCUGCGUGACAAAUCGGAAAGCAAAGAUGUACUCUGUUGACUUCAGCUCUAGACAGGACGAUGUGCAGAUCCCUCUGAGCACCGUGCGACCUGAUGGGCCCAAAGCUCAGGAUGGGGUGAAGACCUUUGACAGUGUGGAAAUUGAUGACGAUGAGCCCAAAGUCACUAAAGAUGUGGAAAAUGUUGAGGCAACUGUUGAGGCAAAGGAGGAGGAGAAAGAAGAAGUGUGUGCUCAGUUCGCCCUUGCCAAAGUGGGAGAAUUUUCAAAGUUAGUGUGUAAUACUGAAGUUUACCACAGGGUGGAAAUGGAAGUCAAGCUGUGUGCCGUGGUUACACUGGAACCAUGA